ACAAGUGCCCAUUCACCUUAGUGUCACACCAGCUGUCAGAGGGGGAGGAUGUCACUCAGCGGCUCCGACAGUGAUGAAGGAAAGCUCUCAAAAAAUGGCCCACGAAUUAGGAAAAGGCCUGGAAAUUCUUCGCAGGAGGAGGAGGUGAAGACAAGCCGCUAUCUACGCCGCACAAAAUCCGUAACUUUAGCGGAACACAUCACACAAGCGGAGAAGCGAGCACGUUCCCUACAGCCGGAUAGACCCAUCCACAAGCCCCGGGACUCCCUAUUUUCGUGGUCUUCGGGGUUCAAUCGCUUCGAGGGGUUCGUCAACUGGGGGUUCCUGAUCCUCCUAUUGGGCGGCCUACGACUUUUCCUGGAGAACGUGCUCAAGUACGGCGUGAAGAUUAACCCAGUGUCGUGGAUUUUGUGGCUCAAAAAUCAACAAGAACACGACUUUUUUCACACGCCCUUGUUCCUCGCAGUUGCCAACGUUCAUGUCUUUGUCUCCUAUUACAUUGAGAGACAGAUCGCCAAGGACAAAAUCUCAGCGCGUGUCAAAUAUGGCGUCUUGGUUGCCCACUUGUCAAUUAUUCUACUAAUUCCGGUGUUCGUCCUGGGAAUAUGGCCGCAUCACUUCAGUCUGUUGGGUCGUACAGUGGUGUGUGUGGUGUACACGGUGCUGUUCCUGAAGCUGUGGUCAUACGCGCACGUAAACCAUUGGUGUAGACAGGAGAACACCAACACACUGGCCAGGCGCAGAAGUUUCACAUUUAGAAAGGUUCAAGGCAGUGCCAGCGAGGUGAGCCAGGGAGGUGAUGCCCCGCGGCCUGGUGUGAGCGUGACCCAGUACCCAAAUAACUUGACCCUGCCUGACCUUUACUACUUCCUGGCCGCCCCCACGCUCUGCUAUGAACUCAACUUCCCAAGGUCACAGAGGAUCAGAAAAAGGUUCCUGCUGAGGCGGAUGGUAGAGGUGGUUGUCAUCACGAACAUAAUCUUAGCGAUGUUCCAGCAGUGGAUGGUGCCAAGCAUUAAAAACUCAUUCCAAGCCUUCUCGGACCUAAAUUACCUGAGAUGUGCGGAAAGGCUUCUUAAAUUAGCGAUCCCCAACCAUAUAGUGUGGUUAAGCUGGUUUUAUUUAAUAUUUCACUCCUUCCUAAACACAAUGGCGGAGAUUCUGUACUUCGCUGACCGUGACUUCUAUCAAGACUGGUGGAAUGCUAAGGACGUAGGCACAUUCUGGCGUCUCUGGAACCUACCUGUGCAUAAGUGGGCGGUCAGACACGUGUUCGUCCCGAUGAUGCACGCCCGUUACAGCAAAAGCACUGCUGCUGUGGCUGUGUUCCUGAUCUCCGCAGCGCUGCACGAGUACCUGGUGUCCAUCCCACUGCAUAUGUACAAAGUGGGGGUGUUUCUUGGCAUGAUGACCCAGGUCCCUUUAGUCUACAUGAGCACCUUCGCCAACAAGAGGUUCGGUCCCCGCAUUGGUAACUUGAUGGUCUGGGCCUCACUCAUACUAGGACAGCCUCUUGGAAUAAUGGUAUACUAUCAUGACUAUGUGGUUAAGAACUUUGAUCCUGCCUUGCUGUGAGGGAGAGAGAGAGAGAGGGAGAGGGAGAGGGAGAGGUGUGUGUGUGUGUGGGGUUGAGUGUUUGUGUUUUUGUGGGUUUUUGGUGUUUUGUGUGUGUGUGUGUGUGUGUGUGUGUGUGUGUGUGAGAGAGAGAGAGAGAGAGUGAGAGAGAGAGAGAGAGGUGAUUUGGUAAAGUUUUCUGCAUUUCUGUAUAAAAAUUUGGGUUUUUUUUUUUUUUUUUUUUUGAGAGAGAGAGAGAGAGGCAUCCCGUACAAAAUGCAUUUAAACGAACACACACACACACACACACACACACACUAAAUAAAAUAUAAAUAAAUAAUAGAUUACCCACAAUGCAAUAUUCUGUGCCAAUAUUAGCUUAAGUUUACAAUAUUGUGAUAAAAAAGACCUUGAAUUUUUUGCUAAUAUAAAUUUACAAUAUAUAUUUCAACAUUAAA
Messenger RNA from Portunus trituberculatus (swimming crab), 2012 nucleotides. RefSeq names its product diacylglycerol O-acyltransferase 1-like (gene mdy). The record is from RefSeq and is a predicted model, not a curated record. Lineage: Eukaryota; Metazoa; Arthropoda; Malacostraca; Decapoda; Portunidae. Gene Ontology annotation, molecular function: diacylglycerol O-acyltransferase activity. Gene Ontology annotation, cellular component: endoplasmic reticulum membrane. Gene Ontology annotation, biological process: triglyceride biosynthetic process.